Brassica napus (rape) is the source of this 1021-nucleotide messenger RNA. RefSeq lists its product as uncharacterized. The transcript has 5 exons. Bases 585 to 914 code for a protein of 109 amino acids. Lineage: Eukaryota; Viridiplantae; Streptophyta; Magnoliopsida; Brassicales; Brassicaceae. The record is from RefSeq and is a predicted model, not a curated record.
GUUUUCUUAAUCUACGUGCAUAGCUGUAAAACGACUUAUAUUAAAAAACGGAGGGAGUAAUAUAUAUGUUGUUGGGAAUUAUGUUUUUUAAGGUUAGAAUGUUUUCCCAAUACUUCUAUCACAUCCGUCUCGUAUGUUUCCUUCGGUGAAUCAUCUUUGACACUACUUUGUACCGGUAAUUGCAUGGCUUCCUUUGAUAAUGUUCUUUCUCUGACAACAUCACAGAUUCCAAGAUCUUCCAACUAAUAUCUGCUAAAUCUUCUUUACCAGUAAUUGCAUGGCUUCCUUUGAGAAUGUUCUUUUUAUGACAACAUCACAGAUUCCAAGAUCUUCGGACUAAUAUCUGGUAAAUCUCAUUUUUCGUCUUUAAAGGAUCCCGUUCUUACUUACCCUAAUUUUGGUGUUCUUACAAAUUUUUGUCAAACCGCUCUGAUAUUAUUAGUACGAUAUUAUCCACUUUGGACCUAAUAGACAAGCGGGCUUGGAUUUACUUUAGAUUAAGAUAUAAAAGAAACCCAAGGCCGAUUCACUCUAUCCACGAGCUGAUUGAUAAUAUCGCGAGAGAACCCUAAAUUUCUCCGAUCAUGUCGCCGAAAUUGAGAUCGAUCUUUGCACAGGUACAUCUGAAAUCGCUAUCGAUGGGGUCUCGCCGGGAUUUCUCUUCUUCAUCCGCAGCUUCGAAACGUGCUGAGUGGGACAAUCUGUUUAGCCCUGGCAUUUCGGUUAAGCUUGGAUUCGCUGCUUCUGCAUGUUUUGCGGUGUACAAGGUUUAUAAAAACUACUAUCCCAAGUUCCUGAUAUGUAGGGAAGAACAUGAACGCAUGUUACAACGUCAUAAAGAACUGUGGGCGCAGUCGAAGUUGGAUGAACUCUCAAGAAAUGUUUGUUGCUGUGGACAACAACCAAAAAAAUAAUAAAUUAGAAUAAGACCCGCGCCUUGCGCGGGAUUAAGUUAUUAUUUUUAUUAUAUUUUGGAGAAUGAAACAAUAGUUUGGCUUCAUUUGGAUUACGGGUGUUCAAC